Diaporthe amygdali is the source of this 678-nucleotide messenger RNA. RefSeq lists its product as uncharacterized. The transcript has 4 exons. Bases 1 to 678 code for a protein of 225 amino acids. Gene Ontology annotation, biological process: regulation of GTPase activity; endoplasmic reticulum to Golgi vesicle-mediated transport. The record is from RefSeq and is a predicted model, not a curated record. Gene Ontology annotation, cellular component: trans-Golgi network; cis-Golgi network; TRAPP complex. NCBI's taxonomy places the organism in Eukaryota, Fungi, Ascomycota, Sordariomycetes, Diaporthales, Diaporthaceae.
AUGUCGUUCGAAGCCGUGAUGCCGCCCUACAAUGCGAGCGACCCGACCGCCACUUUCGUCAGUGCCUCGUGCCUGGACUUCCUCCUGAUCGAGCUGGUCCCCAUGGCCUACCGGGUGACCAACGAGCUGGAGGCAUCAGCGGCGGCGACCUCAAGCAUACCUCCCGCAGCGUCAUCAGCAGCAGCAGCAGCAGCAGACAAGGACGUGUCGUCGACGGCGGGCACGGCGGCAGGAGGCGGAGGAGGCCCGCGCGCCGUCAUGGACGAGGAGGAAGAGAGGGACGCGGUGUUCUACCGGCUCGAGACCCUGGGCUACAGGGUGGGACAGGGCCUCGUCGAGCGCUUCUCGAGGGACCGCCCGCGCUUCAACGAUACCCUCGACGUGAUCAAGUUCCUCUGCAAGGACCUGUGGAUGCUGGUCUUCCGGAAGCAGAUCGACAACCUGAAGACGAACCACCGGGGAGUUUACGUUCUGACAGACAAUGCCUUCCGGCCGUUCUCGAGAAUGAGUACGGAGACUGGAGGAGGGGCGGUUCAACGAGCGGAGCCGUUCCUAUGGUUUCCCUGUGGCGUCGUUAGAGGUGCAUUGGCGGCAAUGGGCGUCAACGCGACAGUACAGGCCGAGACUAACGAGUUGCCUGGUGCGGUGUUUCAGAUCAAGACUGUGCCAACGAAAUGA